Molecule: messenger RNA, 1177 nt
Organism: Pseudophryne corroboree (corroboree frog)
Lineage: Eukaryota; Metazoa; Chordata; Amphibia; Anura; Myobatrachidae
Product: transcription factor Sox-17-alpha-like
Exons: 2
Coding region: 1-1104 (367 amino acids)
Biological process (GO): heart development; angiogenesis; positive regulation of transcription by RNA polymerase II
Molecular function (GO): DNA-binding transcription activator activity, RNA polymerase II-specific; RNA polymerase II cis-regulatory region sequence-specific DNA binding
Source: RefSeq, a predicted model, not a curated record
AUGAGCAGCACGGAUGGUGGAUACGCCAGUGACGAGCAAAAGAGGGGAAAGUGCUCAGUGCCAAUGGUAAUACCCGGGCUGGGGCAGUGCCAGUGGGCUGAGACCUUCACCAACAUACGUGAGGCUAAGAUGAAAUGCGAUUCAGGAUCUACCAACCCCAGGGGCAAAGCCGAGGCCCGGAUCCGCCGUCCUAUGAACGCCUUCAUGGUCUGGGCUAAAGAUGAGCGCAAGAGACUGGCCCAGCAGAACCCGGACCUGCACAAUGCGGAGCUCAGCAAGAUGCUUGGGCAGUACUGGAAGUCUCUACCACUGGCUGAAAAGCGUCCAUUUGUGGAGGAAGCAGAGAGGCUGAGAGUACAGCACAUGCAGGACCACCCUGAGUACAAGUACAGACCCAGGAGGAGGAAGCAGGAGAGGAAGAUGAAGAGGGCAGGUGACUGUUAUCACCCAGCCUUAGAGCUGUCUCACCCUUCUGUGCUGAACAAUGAUGCCCAGGUGUGUUUGGACAACUUCAGCACAGAUUACACUGAUCAUCACCAGCUGCCUCAGGACAGCCACUACAAGGAGCAACGCUCAAUGGGACAUUAUUACAAAAGCUACAAUUUGCCAACAUCACAGACGCCCCAAGAUGCUCAUGUGUCUUACUCACCACCUACCCAAGUAGAAAACCAUAUGGUUCCCUAUGCCUACAAUACUUCCUAUCGCAUCCACCACCCGAAUAAUACUGAAAUCUCCACGUAUAGGAGACCAAUGCCACAAACUGAUCAAAUUGCACAGGGAAAUAGGGAGCAGGCAUCUACAUCGCUGUAUUAUGCCCAACACUAUGUGCCUUCAAGCAGACCCCAGCAAGUGGCCCAACCAGAGCACAGGCUCUUCCCAGCUGAUCCUCAGCAGAUCACCAGAACAGAUCACAUUCAGCAAGCCCAUCUCAUCAGUGAUAUUGAUAAGGAUGAGUUUGAUCAAUAUCUUCAGUUUGAUGGGAAAUCUGACAGAGAACUGAACUCUCAUACAGAUGGAUAUACUGGUGCCAGUUCCACAAGUUUAUUGCCAUCUGUAAUCACUGAAUCCAAUAAUAUCUGUUACUACAAUUACUGUAGUGUAUGAAACAUUUUGAAUUUAUGGAUAUGUGAAAGCAAUUUCAGAUGGGACAUUAAUGCAAUUGAGCUUCUUGUGCAAU